Molecule: messenger RNA, 1641 nt
Organism: Phascolarctos cinereus (koala)
Lineage: Eukaryota; Metazoa; Chordata; Mammalia; Diprotodontia; Phascolarctidae
Gene: CDCA7L
Product: cell division cycle associated 7 like
Biological process (GO): regulation of DNA-templated transcription
Cellular component (GO): nucleus
Source: RefSeq, a predicted model, not a curated record
UCUACAUUCGAACGUCGGCGGACAGUCUGGGCUCCCUUUGAUACUUUGUAGCCCGUGCGCCCGGGCCCGGACGUUCUAGAACGCCGCGCUGCGGCUCCGACUCUGCGGCGGUAGCGACUGAGGCGCGCGCCACAGCCCGGCCCGGGCUUUUAACGACAUGGAGCUGGCGGCUGCCGCUAAGAUACCUGAAGAGGUGGCUGACAUUUUCAACGCCCCCAGUGAUGAGGAAGAUUUUUUUGGGUUUGGAGAUGAUGUUCCGAUGGAAACACUGUACCUGGAAGAGAGCUUUGACUCCCCAGAGCCAGGGAAAAAGGACAUUGGUUUCCAUCCCAAGUACAUCACAGAUGAGCUGAGAAGGAUUUUCACUGAAGAGACCGACUCAGAGACAGAAGAUUUUGAAGGAUUUACCCAGAGUGAGCUCAACAGUCACCCAGAGCUAAUGCUCACGGAGUCAGAAAUGAGUGAUGAAGAUGCUGGAGACAGGCUUGUAGGUAGUGAAGAGGAGGAGGAGGAGGAGGAAGAAGAAGAGGAGGAAGAGGAGGCUAAAACGAAGACAGCCUCCAAAAGAAACAGCUUUGGUCUUCGGGUUGCCUUCCAGUUCCCCACAAAGAAUAAAGCUGAUAUAAAAACCAGGUUUUCUGAGCCAUCCUUUUCUAGCUUACAUUUUGAUGAGAGUGAAAAACCAAAGGCCUUGAGAAGAAAGAAAAAUGGUAGACCAGGGAAGAAAGCCACGGAAGGGUCUACCUCCGAGUCUGAGGAUGACUCCAGGGACGUGGGCCAGGCUGACUCGGACGCUCUGCUCAAAAGGGCCAUGAACAUUAAGGAAAACAAAGCCAUGCUUGCUCAGCUGCUGGCAGAACUGCAUUCUCUCCCAGAGCUAUUCCCGGUACAGACACCGAGUCCAGCUUAUAAAAAGAAGCCAGUGAGGCGGGCUUUUUCAGAGGGACAGAUAACUCGCCGUACCAACCCCACCCGCAGUGCCCGGCCUCCAGAGAAAUUUGCUGUGGAAAACUUUACAGUGUCCACAAACUUUGAAGAAGACCUGUGUGCUUUCAGGAGACGGAAAAAGAUGAGUGGGGGUAAAGGCCGUGUGUAUAGAAAACGGCGUCUAUCGUCAUUCCGGCGAGUGGAUGAAAUCACUGAAGAUGACUUAGAAAAUAUCGCCAUAACUGUUAGAGAUAAAAUCUAUGAUAAAGUUCUGGGUAAUACGUGCCAUCAGUGCCGACAGAAGACUAUUGAUACUAAGACAGUGUGUCGGAACCUGGACUGUGGGGGAGUGAGAGGGCAGUUCUGCGGCCCAUGCCUCCGUAAUCGUUAUGGGGAAGAUGUAAGAUCAGCUCUCUUGGACCCGGACUGGGUGUGCCCUCCCUGUCGUGGGAUUUGCAAUUGCAGUUACUGUCGGAGGCGUGACGGCCGCUGCGCUACUGGGAUCCUCAUCCACCUGGCCAAAUUUUAUGGCUACAACAAUGUGAAAGAAUACUUGGAAAGCAUACAGAAACAGCUGGUUGAAGACCAUUAAGAUGCAGGAGAAAGCAGCUGGCAAGACCCCCCCCCCCAUUGGUGUUCCCAAUGUGACCCAUUGUUGGGAUGGUUUAUUUGUACAGGAAGCAGCUGUGGGGGGGAAUGAAGCAGUUUCACGUC